This is a messenger RNA of Ochlerotatus camptorhynchus, 5584 nucleotides long. It is a transcript of the gene sgg, whose product is annotated as shaggy. Gene Ontology annotation, molecular function: protein serine/threonine kinase activity; ATP binding. The record is from RefSeq and is a predicted model, not a curated record. The transcript has 10 exons. Gene Ontology annotation, biological process: negative regulation of canonical Wnt signaling pathway; protein phosphorylation; signal transduction. The coding region runs from base 1010 to 3355 and encodes 781 amino acids. Gene Ontology annotation, cellular component: cytoplasm; cytosol; axon. NCBI's taxonomy places the organism in Eukaryota, Metazoa, Arthropoda, Insecta, Diptera, Culicidae.
UGCUCCUCGCGCUUUGUCCGUUUCAGUAUCAACGCAGACACGCGAAGAAGUGGAAGUACGCGGUCCGUCGUCGUGCGCGCUUCAUCGUGUGGUGUAAAUUCCCCGCAAACCCGUCGUCUCCUAAAGUACCGAACGAAAAUUCGCGAAUUAUUUUGUCUUGUUAACUUUGUUUUACCAUCGAAGAGAGGUGUGUUUCAUCUUCUUCUUCUUCUUCUUGUUGUUACUUAUUGUUGAUCGUUGUUGGUGCUACUUUUAUUAUUGUUGUUGCUUUAGAGGUGAAAAAAAUUGCACUAGUACACAGAAGUGCGAGUCAAUUUCGUGUUUCGAAGAGUUUACGGCGCCGGGGUGCUGCUCGUUGGUGUGUUCUACACGCGCCCCCUCCGAGAAAGAAGAAAUCAGUCAAGUCGGCCGUCGAAAUAAGCGAAAAAUUAAGUGAGUUUCGCUUCGUGCCUUUUUCCUGCUUCUUCUGCUCGAGUGAGAGCCAAAUUCCUGCUACUGCAGUGUGACGACGAAGUCGACUUGAGCGCUUAGUCGUCGUCAUUAUUCACAUUUUACCCCACGAAGUUGUGGCGCUGCGCCACAUAGUCGUUUCCCGCAGAAUAAUAAAAAAAAAAGGUGGAGAGGAAAUCGUUAUCCGAUUUGAUAAAAGAAAAAGAAGAAAAAGUGGCAAAAGUAGAAGAAACGUCAGAUGCCAAAAAUUGUUGUUUAGUGUUUAUUGAUUGCAUAUUUUGGGCUCGUUAAGGGUGUGUGUAUGUGUGUGCAAUAUUUAGAGCAAUAAUUGUUGACAGAGCAGCGGCAUUUGAGCAAUCCACAAGGCGAAAGCGAAAGCGAAGUGCAAGUUGUGUCAUCCGCACACGAGGCGUCGACAUAGUUUCAGUUUUGAAUUCUGUGUUCAUCGAGGAAUCCCAUCGUCGCCGUCACCGUCACCUAAAUUGGAUCGUCGUCGUUGACUCGGCGCUCAGCAAACGGUCAAAAAUACGGAGAUAGCGUCCGUCAAGAUUCGGGCACAAUGAAGCAGAUCAAUCUGGAGGACACUCCAUUGACGAUGGCAGCGAUCGUGCGUCGUCGGGCAGAGGCCAUCAAGCACAACAGCGAGUGCGAAACGGACGACCAGCGACACAAUCAAACGUUUCCGCCACUCGGUACGGGUACCAUCGCGGCAUCGGACUCGGGCGUGUUCAUGUCUACCUCGGAUAUCGAUCGGACGCACAGUGCUAGCACUAGCACGCAGCACCUGAGUGCCGUGGAGGAAUACACGGAAGGUCAGGCUGCACCGACCAAGUCCAGUUACGUAAUCGGUGAACAGGAUGAAGGCGAAGACGACGGCGAGGAGGAGUUGGAGGAAGAGGAGGAGGAAGAGGAUGUCAUCGAACUGGAUCAAUCACACGAGAGCAAGACUGAUAGCAAAAUGAGCAAACGAACUUGCCAGAGUCUACCGGAUGUGAACAAUCCUCGGCCAAAUGCUUUGAAAGCUAUAGAAACCACCUGUGAUAGUAGUAGUGAUAUACUAGUAGCACCUAAGAAGGAUGAGAUUGAGCUACGGUGUACGACGGAAGCUGCUGCACCGUGCGAUACGGGAGGCCUGGCAGGUAACCAGGCUACGGCACCGGUCGGUCCGGUUUCCGGGUCUCAGCGGAAAACCGUCGAUCCAAGCCUGCUCCAAGCGUUCUCCAUCGAUCCGAAGAUGAUCAACAAGUUUGACGGACUGGAGCAUACGUUGUACUACAUCGACGAGAACGGUAGCCCGAAGCUGCGGGAUAAGUUCUCCGUUCAACAGCAGCUAGCGGACGAGAAGAAACGCCGCAAGAAGGCGAAAAAGCUGGAAAAGUACAGUUCGGACGGCGAAGACGACACGGCCCAGUGUACCUGCUUUAGCUUUAGUAGGCUGUCAAAAAAGUUCCGGGAUAUAUGUAAAGAUGGUUCCAAAGUGACAACGGUUGUGGCAACAGCCGGCCAAGGACCAGACAGACCACAGGAAGUAUCAUACACAGAUACGAAGGUGAUCGGCAAUGGAAGCUUCGGCGUUGUCUUCCAGGCGACGCUCUGUGAUACGGGCGAGCUAGUCGCAAUCAAGAAGGUGUUACAGGACAAAAGAUUUAAGAACCGAGAGCUACAGAUAAUGCGACGGCUAGAACACUGUAAUAUUGUUAAACUAAAAUAUUUCUUCUACUCCAGUGGUGAUAAGCGCGAAGAUUUCCCCAUCGAGAUGGGCAUUUUCAGCAGUGCAUUGCAAUCACAGAAAGACGAAGUUUAUCUCAACCUAGUGCUCGAAUAUAUUCCAGAAACCGUUUACAAAGUGGCUCGUUAUUAUGCUAAAAACAAACAAACGAUACCAAUCAAUUUUAUCAGGCUCUAUAUGUACCAGCUGUUCAGAAGUCUCGCUUACAUCCACUCGCUCGGUAUUUGUCAUCGUGACAUCAAACCCCAGAACCUGCUGCUGGAUCCGGAAACGGCCGUGCUGAAGCUCUGCGACUUUGGCAGCGCCAAGCAGCUGCUGCAUGGAGAACCGAAUGUGUCGUACAUCUGCUCACGAUACUACCGGGCACCGGAGUUGAUAUUUGGCGCCAUAAACUAUACCACGAAAAUCGACGUCUGGAGCGCGGGAUGCGUACUGGCCGAACUGCUACUGGGACAACCCAUCUUCCCCGGCGACUCCGGCGUCGACCAGUUGGUAGAAAUCAUCAAAGUCCUCGGAACACCAACCCGGGAACAGAUCAAGGAAAUGAACCCCAACUAUACGGAAUUCAAAUUCCCCCAGAUCAAGAGUCAUCCAUGGCAGAAGGUAUUCCGAGCACGUACUCCACCAGAUGCGAUCGCCCUGGUGUCCCGGUUGCUAGAGUACACCCCGGGUACAAGGAUCACCCCGAUCCAGGCAUGUGCGCACCCAUUCUUCAACGAGCUGCGAGAGGGCAACAAGACACUACCGAACGGUCGCGAAUUUCCUCCGUUGUUCAACUUCACCGAACAAGAGCUAGCGAUUCAACCGAGCCUGAACCUGAUACUGAGGCCACGAAACCCGAACGACGCGAAAGCGGGCCAAUCGUCCAGCUCGACGGACGGCGGCAACAGUGGCAGCGGUGGCAACGGUGCCGGCGCCAACAGCAGCACAGGCUCCGUCGGCGGUAGCAACAGCAGCAACAACAACAGCGGCGGAGGCAGUAGCAAUAGUGGCGCCGGGCCCGACGGCACUCAGGUGCAGGGCGGCGGUGCCAGUGGCAGCAGCCAGGGAGCGGGGGCUGGGGCGCAAUCCGUCGGCGGUGUGGAGGAUAUUACGUCAUCACAGUCCGUACCCGGCGUCGACAGUAGUUCCAGUCAAGGAGCUAUAGCGUCAGCGGCAACUUCUACGAUGGGUUAGCUUUAAUUCUUACACAUAAAAUAUUAUAUUAUAUAUAUUUUUUUUUAAUUUUAAAAAUAUUAAUUUAAUGCGAGGAUGGAAAUAAAAAAAAAAUAGAAGAAAACCAACAAGAGAUGAAAAUACGGCAAAAUCGUAAAGCAUAAGUUUAAUAAAAUUGCUAGCAAGGUUAAACACAAAAUUCAAAAACAGAAUUACACAUAAAUUACACAUAGAAGAAUUACUAAUAUAAAAGAAAAAAACAGAAAACAAAUAACACUAAUAGACGACUACCUUGCGCAUAGCCGGAAUACGCGCGAGGUCCUAACCAAGUAAAUCACAAACUUACCUUAAAAGAGAGAAACAUUCAGAGACCGAUAAAAAUUAACACACAAAAAAAUAUUUCAAACCAAUAUUAUUCUAACUUAAAAAUUAACAAACACAGACACACACCCACACUCUCACACACCAAUCUAUCUAGAGGAUCAAAAGUCAGUCACAGCAAAAAAAAACACACACACACACACAUAGACUUAUACGUUCUGAAUGAGAAGAAAGCAGAAGAAGAAAAAAAAAGUAGUUUCAAUUUGCUAGUUAUAGUUAUUAAAACAAAAGCAAGUUCCGUUUUUCGUUCUCUUGUGACUGUUGUGCAAACUAAGGAAGAAAAAAAAAAGAAAAAUAUUAAUUAUAAUCCUAAGCCGAGAGAAAUCGUGAAAAGUAACAAACCGACCGUGCACGGAUGCGGAAAGCGUUACAAAUGUGUGAGCUAAGUAAACAAACAAAACAAAAACAAGUCGUCGCGCGGAAGUCUUCUAUUUGGCGAAGGCGGUUCCCGCGUGUGUGUUUUUCUCGUUUUUAGUAGACCUCUUUUAUUGGUUCUUCGUUCGUUCUUACCUUGUUUUUCUGUAUUUUACGUUUUUCUUUUCUGUGUCGUUUUUUUGUCCGCAGCCGUAUAUACAGCCCCAGCAUGUAUCCUGCUGGGGUGUCCAGUUUCUUCUUUCAUUUGAAAAGGUAUAUUUGAGGAAGUGGAAAGUGUAUAAUGUUUAAUAUAAAUAUAUAAAUCACGGGAGGAAAAAUCAAAGUGUUACGCCUCCCGAAAUUAUACAAAAAGCAUAACAUAUGCGUUAGAAGAAGUUGCUCGCGAAACGCGUGCGAUUUUUUUUUAGAGAAGAAAAACAUUGUGUACGUGCAUCGAUUUCUAUUAUUUCAAUGAAUAAAGUGAAACGAGAAACUGGUGAAAGCGAGGCGAGCGUUGUACGUAUAUUACUUGUGUAGUAGUGUGGAAAAUUUGUUUAUAUUACUAUUAACGAAGUGAAGGAAAAUUUAGCUACUAAAGGACACACUCACACUCAAGAAUAAAGAAUGAAAGAAAAAUACACAAGUACCACUAUAAUUACAAAUAGCGAGAGCAGUCUUGAGAGAGAGAGAGAGAGAACGCGCAUUGUAAAAUUAUAAGACAACAACCAACAACCAAGAGAAAACAGAAAAAAAUACCAUGAAAAAUACAAAACAGCAUUAUUCAAACUUCUUCUAAUCUUUGAAAAUUUGAAAAAUGAAACAUAAAGAAACAACACACACACACACACAUACACGCAGAAGAAAAGAAAACAAGGUCUCUCCAAUCAGCCGUGUCUGCUAGAGAAUGAACAGUAAACAGAAAAUAACCUACGCAAGAGAGCAUCAUUAUAAUAAUCAAACAAUAAAUUAUUUUAAAUAAAAGGAAAUACAGAGAAAUCAAUGAAGAAAAAAAAAACAAAUGGAAGAAACUUGUUUUUUGUAGCAUAAAGAAAGUAUAUAUAUUAAUGCAUAAGUAAUUUAAAUUUGAAUCUAAAAGAAAUGCAGAGAAAAAUCACAAAAAAAAACAAUACGAGAUGGAAAAGGUAGAUCUUCAUUGAUUAUUUAAAAAAAAAAAACGGUGAGAAAGAGAAACGAACGCGUAUGCGUUUGCGAAACUUGUGGUAAUAAAAAAAAGAAAACUAGCCGAAAGUUGUAAUUAGAAUAAACAGAAGAAAAAAAAACACCCAAUUGGAAAAUAUCGUUGUCGCUAUUAAGCAAGUAAAAAGUAAAGCAGAAUAAAAAAACACACACACACGAAAAAAGUUAGGUGAGAAAUUCGUGGCAAGUAAUAUUUAACUACAACAAAAUGAAGAAAAAAACAACACACAGACACACAUAGUAACUGCUACAAUUUUUAGCUAUUAGAUAUUUUAAUCAGCUAGAAAAAAAGUAAAUAAAGGAAAAAAUGUUAAGAGA